AUGCCCGGUGGUGAAUAUUCUACUGUGUGUUUUGUUGAUGAUUAUGAAGAACUACUGACUAGAGUUGGCCAUGACUUUACCUUGGAUGUUGAGGAGCUGUGGACCUCUCAUCAAGAAAGUCGGCGGAAUCCUGAGUGUGUGUUAGCUCUGUACAUGACAGUGGCACGAGCCUGUUUCCCAGAUGACCAAGCUAACCGAAUACUCAAUAUUGGUUCGGAAAGCCACGAUGGUCUCCGGUGCCCAGUGUAUGAGAGGUUCCUCUCGGAGCUGUGUAGUCGGUAUCUAUUAUCAGUACCAUAUCAUAAUGCUGUCCAUGCUGCACAAGUAACCCAUCACUGCGCUGCUAUCAUCAACUCGCUGGGUAUUCGUUCGAGAUUGUCCGAUCUCGAUUGGGCGUCGUUGAUUAUCGCUUGUAUGAGCCACGAUGUUGGCCAUUUCGGUCACACCAACAAGUUCUUAAUAGAAACACGGCAUCCUCUGGCCCUACGGUACAACGACCGUUCUGUUAUGGAGAACUACCAUGCGGCUACUAUGUUUGAUAUGCUUAAAGAAAGCGAGGACUGGGAUAUCUCCCGAGGCCUCUCUAGGUCCGAAUUGAAGCGUUUCCGAAGUCAAAUCGUGGCAUUGAUAUUGAGCACUGACAUAGAAGCACUCCCAAAGCUCGCAGACCAGAUAAAAGUAUGUCGCCACUCUAGUGUCGAUAUGCUGGCAGCAGACUCACGACUCAUCCGAGGGCUCAGCAUAUCCAUGGCAGAUUGCGGUCACGUUUGGCUCACUUGGGAUUUGCACUAUAAAUGGGCAGUGAGGCUGUCCGCCGAAUUCGCGGCAGAGGCGCGCGAAUUAGCGAAAGUGAACAGGCAAGUAACAGCGCCGCCGUGGACGGACAGCUCGCCGGCAUCAAAUGUAGACCCGUCACCGCGCACACAAAUCUCCUUCAUCGAACGAUGGCCAAUUGUGAUGAUUGAAGCACUUGAGAGUCUCAUUGGGAUCGACGAGACUGGAUUCUCUAGUACGGCUUGUGAAUGGUCGAAGGCUGUAAGGCGAGCAAUACGUGACAAUGUUUCACACUGGAAGGAGAGUGAAGCAAGCGUGGUCGAUACGGAUGCAGCAGUGGACAGAGUAGCGGCACCAGAGGCUAAGGUGGAAUCGGCGACAGUCAAGAGCGAUGGUCGCGAUAAUCGGCGUGUCCCGAGGUCUAGUGCCGAUGAUGAGCCACCAAUGCUGAGUUACUCGGCUCUCUAUAACACUGAUGGAACCAGCCUUCCGCCUGCUACCAGCCGUCGGUCGGGGAGCUCAAGUUCCGGAUCGGAAAUAGCGUCGAGUGAGCAGCCUCAAGGGAAUAGCCAACAACUAGCAUUGCAGCGUGGCCAGCAGAACAGUGAUGACGAUGAGGAUCCACCGGUGAUGAGUUACAGCGAUCUUUAUGGCUCUGCUGCUGCUGCAACACGGAGUGCCAACAUGGACGAUCCUGAUGAGCCUCCUAUGCUCAGCUAUGGCGAUUUGUACAGUAGGUUAGGUGGAAUGCAAGGCUCGAGGUAA
Perkinsus marinus ATCC 50983 is the source of this 1539-nucleotide messenger RNA. RefSeq names its product cyclic nucleotide phosphodiesterase, putative. The transcript is spliced from 15 exons. Gene Ontology annotation, molecular function: 3',5'-cyclic-nucleotide phosphodiesterase activity. The coding region runs from base 1 to 1539 and encodes 512 amino acids. Lineage: Eukaryota; Perkinsozoa; Perkinsida; Perkinsidae. Gene Ontology annotation, biological process: signal transduction. The record is from RefSeq and is a predicted model, not a curated record.